AUGGCCGCGGACAACAUCCCCGACCCUGCCAAGGACUCCGCGAGUGCGCCCUCCUCCCAGGUGAAUGGCACAACCGGGGAGGAAGCUGCGCCAGCAGAGUCAGGCAAAGAAGAUCCUUCUUCCAAGGCAGGGCCUUCUGCCAAAGAGGAGCCCUCCGCAGAGGAGCAGCCUUCUUCUAUGCCUGAGGCAUCGCCUCCUGGCGCAGAAGGGCAGUCUGGCAAGGAAGAGCCUUCUUCCAGGCCAGAGCAUUCUGCCAAAGAAGAGAUCUCUGGCAAGGAGGAGCCUGCGGCGAGGCAGGCGCCUUCUGCUUCGGCCAUAGCAGAAAUGUCUGGCAAGGAGGAGCCCGCAACCAAGCAGGCACCUUCUGCAAACGAUGAGUCCUCUGCCAGGGAGAAUGUCGCUGCCAAGGAGGGCUCGCCUGUAAGGGCUGAGAAUGAGGUGAAUGGCAAGCUGCAGCCGGAGCCUCCUACAGCCGAGGCUUCCUCCGUGGACAAGGCGGGCAGCGCGGAAGCAGAGGGGCCCCCUGUGGAUGAGGCAGCCCCGGACGCUGCGCCUGCUGAGGCACAGCCCGCGAAGUGGAUCUGCCCCAAGUGUGAAGAGCCAAACAAGGCCACGAGAGACGUGUGCAACAACUGCAACGCGUCGAAACCCAGCGCCGACGCGGCGCCCGCGCCCGCAAAGUGCAAGGUGGCCAAGGCCGCACCACCUCCUUUGGCACGCUGGGUUUGCCCCCGCUGCGACGAGCCCAACAAGGGAGAGCGGACGGUGUGCAACAGCUGCCAAGCACCCAAGCCAAAAGACAAAUGGGUUUGCCCUCGCUGCGACGAGCCUAAUAAAGAUGAGCGCGACGAGUGCAACAAUUGCGGCUGGAUCAAGAGAAGCAAAUCUGUGAUCUCACUUGGGGACUCCUCUGACGAGGGAAAGAAAAAGGCCAAAGCUGCAGCCAAGCCAGCAGCCGCCAAGCCUGCGGCCGCCAAGCCUGCGGCGGCACCCACGGCGGCCUCCAAUGCAACAGGUGCGGCUUCCAAGCGCAGCAGCUCAUCGAGCUCAUCAAGCAGCUCUUCGAGCAGCAGUUCCUCUGCGGAGAAGUUCAUCGGCAGUGCAGCCGAGCGAAAGCUGCACCCUUUCGAGCGCCGCAGCCCCUCGGACUACCGAAGGCCGUUCGCCCGACGCCGCCCACGCAGCCCCCGGAUGGGGAUGGGCACCGACGUCCGCGACCGGCGAGACCGUGGAGGGCGCGAUGGUAAUGCUCGAGACUGGGAGCAGCGUGAUCGAAGAGACUACUCGGACAAUCGUGAGAAUCGGGACGGCAAGGACCGAGACCGAGACAGAGAUAACCGUGGCCGCGACGACAAACGGGACCGUGACCGGGACAACCGAGACAAUCGGGACCGGCGCGAUCGACGGGAGCGUCGGGAUAGCCGUGACAACCGCUCCGGCCGAGACACUCGAAGGUCACGCUCACGCAGCCGACGUCCGUCGGGUGCGGAGCAAGAUGGCCAGCAGGAUGAUUGGCAAUGGCGCGACAAGCGUGCGGAGGGCAACGGCAGCUGGAACUCGGCUUCCCAGGCUAGCAACCGGGAAGGACAAAGCUGGAACAAUCAAAGGUCUGAGACAUGGGGCCAGGAGGAGGCAUGGAACCAACAGAGCAGUAACCAAGAGGAAUGGUGGAACUCAAUGCCCAGGUCCAAGUCUUGGCAGGCGGGUGAUGCAGCCUCUUCGCAAGAGGCGACAUCGGCUGCUGGUGACUGGGGCAAGGGCGACAUGUGGAACGACCAGAGAUGGACUGAGCGGGAUGGCAACCUCCAGAACAAGCGUGGCCGAGAGAUGAGUGGCGAUGGACCAUGGCAGGCCUACGACGGACGGCAGCCCUUGAAGAGGCCGAAGCAGGACUUUGGCGAUGCCUGGAUGAGACCGCAGGACGGCGAGGACAGGGGCAAGAAAGAAAAGAAGGAGAAGAAGGACAAGACGGAGAAGAAGGAGCGAAAGACUCGAACUGGCCGCGACCCGCCUGCGCGCGUGCACGGCAACCAAUGGGAGGUGCCUCGAGAGCAUAUCGGCCUCCAGCUGGUGAAGGAUCGCGCAGACAUGUACAACUGGCAGUAUCCUUUUUGGGAUGACUCCCGCCGAAGCUUCGCCGGGCUCCUGCGCUCACCCUGGACACCGCAGCAGUGCAGCCAGUUCUAUGCCCUGGUUCAGAACGGCACAAAUUGGAUCCAACCUGUUGGCGAGAAGGGCCCCAUGCCGCGGAAGACGGCUUGGCUGGUGAGGAAAGGCUGCGAGUGCAGCUACAGCUAUGGGCCUUUCGAGGUCCCGCCAGCUGAGUUCCCGCCAUGGAUGAUCCAGCUGAUGUCUGAGGUCAUGCCCUUUUGCGGCUUCACGAACGUCGGGGAAUGGCCAGACUGCUGCAACUUGAACUUGUACGAGAGUGGCGGCUCAACUGUGGGCUGGCACUCAGACGACGAGUCCCUCUUCCAAGGCCGGUACCAGGAUGUCACGAUCAUCUCCAUGUCCCUGGGUAAUCCGAGGACUUUCGAGUUGCGAUACCUCUACCCAGAAGAGUCGGAAGAAGCGGCUCGGCUCUAG
Symbiodinium natans is the source of this 2586-nucleotide messenger RNA. NCBI's taxonomy places the organism in Eukaryota, Dinophyceae, Suessiales, Symbiodiniaceae. The record is from the annotation of a GenBank genome assembly.